Molecule: messenger RNA, 633 nt
Organism: Fraxinus pennsylvanica
Lineage: Eukaryota; Viridiplantae; Streptophyta; Magnoliopsida; Lamiales; Oleaceae
Source: the annotation of a GenBank genome assembly
AUGAGAAAGCUUCUUCAUUCUUUCAUUUUCCAAAAUGACAUGGCAUUGGCGCCGGAUUUACAGUCGCUCGAAUCCUAUGUUAUAUCAUUGCCGCCGUCGUCGGCUGUAUCUCCGUCAACGUUUAAAGAUUCAUUAUAUGGGAAUUAUGCGAGCUUUUUUAUCCCUUCAGUUCUGGUGGCCAGAAGCGGUUUUGAUUUAGCCACCGUGGCCAUUAUCGCCGCCCACCUACUCCUCUCUGUUCUUUCUUUUUUAUUCAUAUUCCACCUCCGCAUAAAAUCCCGCAGAAUGCAGCAUUUACAAGAUUUCAAUUCACUAUGGACCGGUGCUGGACUUUGUGAUCAACAAGAGUAUUCGUAUACGAAUCAACGUGCUGUCAGCUGCCGUAAUGGUGGCGCUGCCAAUACAAAUUCUCUGCCUCGGCCUCUCGUGGCUGUGGCUGCCGGAGGAGGACGGGUAUGGGUGGGUCGUGUUAGUCAUGUUCUUUUGUAUCACCACAUGCAUGGCGGUGGGAGAGAUUAUAUUGAUAGUAAAGCCAAUCAUGGAUGCAUUGGCGGCCGGGGGUCAGCUUUGCCGGCGUUUCCCCGGUGGGUUCCGCCUGAGGCGGCAGGUGGUGCAAAGAGAACUAGUGAAUAA